GAAACUCUGUGCAAUUAAAUUUUGCAGCCAUUGUGGAAAACAGUAUACGAGUUUCUCAAAAAACUAGAAGUGGAAUUACCUUUAGAAUGCCCCAGCAAGUCCACUCCUCAGUUUCCAAAAAAAGUGAAACUCAAAUUCAGAAAAGUACAUGCCUCACAGUGUUCAUAGCAUUAUUUACAAUAGCCAAGAUAUGGAGGCAACCUAAAUGUUCAUCAGCAGAUGUAUGAAUAAAGAAGAUGUGGUGCAUAUAUACAGUGGAAUACUAUUCGGCCAUAAAUAGAAUGACAUUUUGCCAUUUGUCACAACACAUGGAUUUGGAAGCUGUCAUGGAGGCACUGAUAGAAGAUGAUAUCUGCAUUCUGGAUCAUGAAAAAGCCCAUAGGAGAGAUACAGUGACUCCAGUCUCAAUAUAUUCAGAUGAAUCUGUUGCUUCACAUUUUGCUCUUGUCACUGCAUAUGAAGACAUCAAAAAACGACUUAAGGAUUCAGAGAAAGAGAACUCUUUCUUAAAAAAAAGAAUAAGAUUUUUGGAAGAAAAGCUUUUAGGAGCUCGAAAGGAUGAAGAAACAAGUUCUGUGGGACGAGAACAAGUAAAUAAGGCCUAUCAUGCAUAUCGAGAGGUUUGCAUUGAUAGAGAUAAUUUGAAGAGCAAAUUGGAUAAAAUUAAUAAAGACAACUCUGAAUCUUUGAAAGUAUUGAAUGAACAGCUACAAUCUAAAGAAGUAGAACUCCUCCAGCUAAGGACAGAGGUGGAAACUCAGCAGGUGAUAAGGAAUUUAAAUCCACCAUCAUCAAACUGGGAGGUGGAAAAGUUAAGCUGUGACCUGAAGAUCCAUGGUUUAGAACAAGAACUGGAACUAAUGAAGAAGGAAUGUAGAGAUCUCAAAAUAGAGCUGCAGAAAGCCAAACAAACGGAUCCUCCUCAGGAAGACAGUCUGAAGAGCAGAGAUCUCCAAAGACUAAGCACUUCAAGUGAUAAUAUGCAAAAUGCAUACUGGGAACUAAAGAGAGAAAUGUCUAAUUUGCAUCUGGUGACUCAAGUACAAGCUGAGCUACUAAGAAAGCUGAAAACCCCAACUGCAAUCAAGAAAGCUGGCACCCCAGCAGCAUACACAGAAGACCUCGGGAAAGAGAGCACAAAACUGCACUUGACAAAUCUCACUGCAGCGUACAGAAGACAGCCUCCUCUCUCACCAAACAGCAGAGCCCUUUGUCAGGCCACACCUUCCCCUUUACCAGGAGACACAAAGGUUUUAUCAGAGAGAGCCAUUCUCCAGUCAUGGACAGAUAAUGAGCAAACCAUUCUUCAUGACAGUACAGACUUUCAGGAACACAACUCUUACGGCAGAAAUUCUCUGGAAGAUAAUUCUUGGGUAUUCCCAAGCCCUCCUAAAUCAAGUGAGACACCAUUUGGGGAAGCUAAAAAUAAAACUUUGCCUUUACCCAACCUGCCACCACUGCAUUACUUGGAUCAACGUAAUCAAAACUGCCAGUAUAAAAGUUAAUUCUGAAGAGGGUCACGGUUUGGUCCUGAGGUUGCCAUUAUCUCUGUGGUUUUCUUAAGAAAUCAUUAACAAACUGAAAGCAGAUUCUCAUUCAACUUUUGCAGAGUUCUUCAGUAUUUACAUUUGUACAUAAUGUACCAUAUUAUGUAGUUGAUUUUUCAGUGUGAAAGAAUACCCUCUGGCUCCAUAUUCUGGCUCCGAAUCAGAUGAUAUAUGCUGCUAAUAAUAAAUUAAUAAAAUGUUUCAAAAUGACAGUUCUACCUUUGAUGAUAAUUAUAAAUUUCUGCCUCACACGAGGAAGGGAAAUGAAAGUUUUCAGACAUGGUUUUUACAAAGCAUGUGAAAUGCCUGAAUAUCCAUUUAUGAAAAUAAAGGAGACCAUUAUAUCAGAAAAAUCAUAUAAGUUUCUUUAAGCUGCAUAAAGAAAUGGCAAUGUGAAUAGGUUAUAUUUCUGUUAACUUUAUAAUGUAUACAAAUUUGAAAAUUAUAGUGCAACAACAGUGUCUGGGUUACUCCAUCUUUAUGUGCUAUUGUGUCUAAGUUUGAGACUUAAAUUUUUUUAAUCACAAUGUUGUUAAAAAUUUGAAGUUGCAAUUUGAAUUUUAAGACUUGAAAUAACUUAAUCAUUGAAACCAACUCUGUCCCAGUACAUCCCUCAAGUCCUAAUUGAAAAAGAGCGAUCAAAUGGUUGAAAAACCACCCGUGUGAAUGAACUAUUAUACCUAUAGGUUAUGCAGUUAGAAGUAGGAACAGCAUCACAAAGGUCUCAGUCUAAUCUGUCUCUUCAGUACUCUUUAAUGAAAAUCUAAAUGUGUAACUAUAUAUAAAGUCAUUUUCUUCAGAAGGUCUAUACCCACUUGUUAAACUGGUUAGACUUUGUUUUGAAAUGUAAUGAUUUACUUAUUGAGAAAGGAAUUUUUUUUAACUGGCUUUUUACUAAUCGGAUUAGAAAUUCUAGAAACUAAAUUCUGUGCAGUAUUGAUAUAUGAUAAAGUACAAUCAUGAAAUGUCCCCAAAUCCUUUGAUUCUAAGUGGCCUAUCAUUUAUAAACAAGUAAAGUGAAAACAAGGGUGGCUUCACAUGCUCAUUUCUCUCUUCUUUUGGGGGGCGUAUUAUUAGUAAUGUUUCUCAGUUCCUUCAUCUUUUGCCCGAGAUGAAGGGUUCCAUGCAGAAGGCCCUUAUCCUUUUUGAUGGAGUUUCAAACACCUUGGACUCAAAAGAGUAUUUCAGAUCUCUGUAUUAACUGAACAUCAUACAUAUAUAAACUGUUCACUGUUCACCAGAUAUUUUUGUCUUUCUAUUAUCUUACUCACUUAUUCAAGCUUGUCUGUGAUUAAUGGAGUUGGUGUCAGAUGCUGGAAUUUAUUCUGACCAAUGAACACAGCUGACUCAGGGGACUGCCAUCUCCUGCCAAGUAAUAGAACAAAACCCAAUAUGCGUAAAACACAUAGGAGACUCCAGGCUUUAGCUGAAGGAAGCAACUACCUGUGUAAUAAUAAAGCAGCAGAAACUACUGCUUGUGUGGCUGCAUAGGCUGUAUAUGAUAAUCUAAUCUCUAAUGUAGCUUACUGGUUUGCCUUUUAUAAAACCAAGAUUGGAAAUUUUCCUUUGUAAAGAAAAUAGGUCAUAUGACAUAACAGCUUGAUUAAUGUUUUGAACAAUGCCAAGACAUUGUUUAAUUAAAAUAAAUUAUUUUUGCUUGAAAUCGAAGUGGAUGUGAAAUAUUGUACUUGCCUAAAUAUUCCAAGGUGUCACAUACUAAUUAGUUAAUUUGAUUCAUCUAACAGACAUUUGUCUUGUUAAACCAACUUCUAAAUGGAGACAAUGCUUUUGGAUCUCAACAAUAAGGCAGUCUUCAAACUGAUAUGCCAGAGAAGUCAGUGGUUCAUGUUCUUGACAGUUUAAAGUGCUAAACAAGUGAUGGAAAACUCUUUUAUUUAGGAAAGAUUAACCAAAAGAAUUUUCCCAAUCAAAAAUUUGUAAAUGUACACUUUGUGGUCAUCUCUGUUAUUGGUAAGAUUCAAAGUGAUGUGAGAGAAUGGCCUGGCUGUAGCUUAUAAUCUAUUAAAAUGGAAAAUUGUGUUGAC
Molecule: messenger RNA, 3592 nt
Organism: Phacochoerus africanus (Common warthog)
Lineage: Eukaryota; Metazoa; Chordata; Mammalia; Artiodactyla; Suidae
Gene: AZI2
Product: 5-azacytidine induced 2
Exons: 8
Coding region: 237-1505 (422 amino acids)
Biological process (GO): canonical NF-kappaB signal transduction
Cellular component (GO): cytoplasm
Source: RefSeq, a predicted model, not a curated record